This is a messenger RNA of Pogonomyrmex barbatus (red harvester ant), 2493 nucleotides long. RefSeq names its product electron transfer flavoprotein-ubiquinone oxidoreductase (gene Etf-QO). The record is from RefSeq and is a predicted model, not a curated record. NCBI's taxonomy places the organism in Eukaryota, Metazoa, Arthropoda, Insecta, Hymenoptera, Formicidae. Gene Ontology annotation, biological process: electron transport chain. Gene Ontology annotation, cellular component: mitochondrial inner membrane. Gene Ontology annotation, molecular function: iron-sulfur cluster binding; electron-transferring-flavoprotein dehydrogenase activity.
GUUGAUAUCAUUUGUCAAAAAUUUUCCGGUCAGAUGUAACCUUGUACCACCGUACAACAUUGACAAGAAUGACAAUCGUAUUGUUUAAAAUUCGCUUGUUCUGUUUUUCGAAAGACGAUCGGUCAUUGAGUGACGAUGAAAUGAAGCUUCGCGGAGAUGAAGCGAUUUACGAUUUUACAGAGGGUGCAAAGGAUUUUCCAGAGAGCUUAUUCAGAUACUGCCAAAUAUCCUCAAAUUACAACUCAUUAUACAGUAAUUCCCAGGGAGACGGAUUCAAGAUGGAAAGAUGUGAACAUGGAGAGAUACGUGGACGAAACCGACAUUCUAAUUGUCGGUGGUGGACCAGCAGGAUUGUCAGCAGCCAUUCAGGCUCGUAGAUUGGCAGAGAAACACGGCAAGGAACUCAGAGUUACUCUUGUUGAGAAAGCAUCUACAAUUGGUGGACAUAUUCUUAGCGGUGCUUGUUUAGAUCCAAUUGCUCUGAAUGAACUCUUUCCAAAUUGGAAAGAAUUAGGUGCACCAUUAAAUACUCCUGUCACAGAAGAUAAAUUUGCAUUUCUCACAGAAAAGAAAAGGAUAUCUAUACCUAUUUUCAAGGGAAUGCCAAUGUAUAAUCAUGGAAAUUACAUAGUAAGAUUAGGCCAUGUAGUAGCAUGGCUUAGUGAACAAGCAGAAGCUGCUGGUGUUGAAAUGUAUCCUGGUUAUGCAGCAGCAGAAGUUUUAUAUCAUGAAGAUGGAUCUGUUAAAGGAGUGGCCACGAAUGAUGUUGGUAUUGCUAAAGAUGGUUCACCCAAAGAGACAUUCGAGCGAGGCAUGGAACUUCAUGCAAAAUGUACUAUAUUUGCAGAAGGUUGUCAUGGCCAUUUAACAAAACAAUUAUCAAAGAAAUUGAAUCUUAGGAAAGAUUGUGAACCGCAAACGUAUGGCAUUGGUUUGAAAGAGGUUUGGGAAAUAGAGCCAAGCAAACAUCGACCUGGAGCAGUUGAGCAUACGGUUGGCUGGCCACUUAAUAGAAAUACAUAUGGAGGGUCGUUUCUGUAUCAUUUGAAUGAAGAAACACCCUUGGUUGCAGUAGGUUUUGUUGUAGGAUUGGAUUACACCAAUCCUUAUCUAUCACCCUUCAAAGAGUUUCAGAGAUUUAAACAACAUCCUAGUAUUAGACCAACAUUUGAAGGAGGAAAGAGAAUAGCUUAUGGUGCUAGAGCAUUGGUAGAAGGUGGAUUCCAAUCUAUCCCCAAGCUUCAAUUUCCUGGUGGUUGCCUCGUCGGAUGUACAGCCGGUUUUUUAAAUGUGCCCAAAAUUAAAGGAACCCAUAAUGCCAUGAAAAGUGGUAUGUUGGCUGCAGAAAGCGUUAUUGAAGCGAUUAUUGAUGCAGAAAAUAACACCUCACCAACAAAAGGCUUAGAGCCAAAAACAUAUACAGAUAAAAUAAAGAAUAGUUGGAUCUAUAAAGAAUUGAAAGCUGUAAGAAAUAUGAGGCCUAGUUUCCACUUUUCUCUUUACGGUGGUCUCAUAUAUUCAGGUUUUUCCAUGUUAAUAGGCGGAAGAGAGCCAUGGACAUUGUCCCAUGCAGGUCCUGAUUAUAAAAAAUUGAAAUCUGCGGCUGAAUCAAAACCGAUAGAAUAUCCCAAACCGGAUAAUGAGGUAUCUUUCGAUCUUCUGUCAUCAGUGGCUCUAACCGGUACCAAUCACGAAGCUGAUCAACCGGCCCAUUUAACUUUGAUGGAUGAUACCAUUCCUGUAAAAAGAAAUUUAGCUGAAUUUGCUGGUCCGGAAAGUCGAUUUUGCCCUGCUGGUGUCUACGAAUUCGUGCCGUUGGAAAGCGGGGAUGGUGAAAGAUUGCAGAUCAACGCGCAGAAUUGCAUUCACUGUAAGACCUGCGACAUCAAAGAUCCUAGUCAGAACAUCAAUUGGGUUGUGCCGGAGGGUGGUGGCGGACCAGCUUACAACGGCAUGUAACGGCAUAUAUCAAUUGAUCAAUUCAUUGAUUGCUCGGGUGCAAAACAUUCGACGGCUCAACUUCUUUUAUCGAUUUUCAAUAUCGAUUUCAUAUGCUUUUUGAAGAAACGUAUAGAUCGCUGUCGUAUCACAAUCAGUUUUUGAUGCUGUAUAACAGUAUAAUUAUUGAAAUUUGCUAUAUGAUAGAAUGAUAUAAUUUUCUAUUUCCUAAAUCAAUAUUAUAAUAGAAUUGAUUUUUGUUCAAUGGAAGCGAGUGCUUUCUAUCGAUGCUCAACGCAUAUACUGAUUUCGUAGCAUUACAUAUAUAUAGAUACAAAACUUUUUGAACAUUUUACAAAAUUUAUCGUUUACUGUAAAUAAUAUUUAUAUGUACUUUGGACUGCAUAUAUUUUUAAAUCAAUUGAAAAAGAAAAAUCAUGUAGAAUAUUAAUUUUAUGAAAAUCUUGAAAAUACCUUCUCUUUCUUUGCAAGAGAUUUUUAUGAAGUGAAAUGUUUCUCAUGAACGCAAGAGGGAAACACUUUUGAGGCUCUUGU